AUUUCUGUGACCUCUGUCUCGGCAUCCUAAUAAACGUGGAUUCAAAUUUUCGGAUUCGCUGGCUCAUUCGGACACGCCCAAAGCCCCAAACAGACACAAACAGCAGGCGUCGCUCCGUGCCGAAGCAGGCAGGCAGCCAGAAAUGGCUCCCGAAAUUCCAUAGCACGACGAGAGCGGCACUACUUCUCUCCACUAAUUCCGCCUUUCCUUCCUUGUUUUGGAUCUCCGUUCUUUCCACAAUCUUUCUCCUCUAUAGAUUCGCUUCCUUUUUUUUUCCCCUAGCGAGCGCAGCUCUGCUAACUCCGAAAAUCCUCUUACUUUUCGCUCCCAUUGUCCGCCUUAAUUAUCCAACCGUCUUUUCCAAGCGUAAUCCUUGUUUCCGCUCUGAUCUUUUGUCCAGUUCUCCUGCUCGAUUGCUGCUGGAGAAUCAAAGAGAGUUCGUAAUCGCGGUGAUUUCGUCGGCGCGGUGAGCUGGUGCUUGUUCUUCCCGUGCGAUUCAAUGCCUGAGUUGAUUUCUGCCAUCACAGAUUCUGAUCCUGCUUGAUUCCUCACUCUGUGCAGUAGUAGUUGGCUCACUCGUUGGCCGAUAGCGGAGGCGUGUUUGGCUGUUCCGUCGAUUUGAGCUGGUGCCGCGGUGCUGGAAAGGGAGAGAGAUAGGAUCAGAGCUCGGAGCUGGAGAAUGGAGGAUAGAGGAGGGUCCUUUGUCGCUGUCAGAAGGAUAUCUCAAGGUCUGGACCGAGGCAACAGCGACUGCCAUUCAAGUUCUGCCGAGGUUGUAGCAGGGUCUGCUGCAUGGCUUGGUCGUGGCCUUUCUUGCGUUUGUGCUCAAAGAAGAGAGAGUGAUUCCCGUCCCUCAUUUGAUUUAACCCCUGCCCAGGAAGAUUGCUUGCAGCAAUUACAGAGUCGUAUAGAUGUUCCAUAUGAUAGUUCAGUCCCUGAGCAUCAGGAAGCUCUGAGGGCAUUAUGGAAUGCUGCUUUCCCUGAAGAUGAGCUAUGUGGUUUGAUAUCUGAGCAAUGGAAGGAGAUGGGUUGGCAAGGGAAGGAUCCGUCCACAGAUUUUAGGGGUGGUGGUUUCAUAUCAUUGGAGAACUUGGUAUACUUUGCUCGGAAUUUCCCGCAAUCAUUCCAGGAUCUUCUUCAAAAGCGGGAAGGUGAUCGUUCAGUUUGGGAAUACCCAUUUGCUGUAGCUGGUGUGAAUAUCACAUUCAUGCUAAUUCAGAUGCUCGAUCUGGAAGCAGUCAAACCACGGAGUUUGGUAGGAGCAACAUUCCUGAAGUUCCUCACUGAAAAUGAGUCAGCGUUUGAUCUCCUUUACUGCAUGACAUUCAAGCUAAUGGAUCAGCAAUGGCUUACCAUGCGUGCAUCAUACAUGGACUUCAAUGCUGUUAUGAAAUCUACGCGAAGGCAACUGGAAAGGGAACUUUUGGCAGAAGACAUAACACGGCUAGAAGAAAUACCCUCGUACAGCCUUCUUAAACGGUAGUAUAUGAUAUGAUGAGAUUUGCGGCGAGUUAACUAAUUUCCUGUAAACAGCAUGAUGUUAGCCCGACAUUGGGCAUUCAUUGUGUCCUUUUAUUUUCUUGUGAUGGCUCCACUAUCUUCUCCUGGUUUCUUGUAACCAGACGAAAGUUAUACCCGAAAUAUGGUGAGUUUGCUGAAUAUAACUCAGAGACCCUCUGUUGUGUCAGGGUGAGUGUGAGACCGGAAUGAGGUCUAAGUGAGUUUUAAUACAGAAAUGUGGCGGUCGGUGUCUUGUUCUUCCAGUCUAGUGAUAUGCGGCGCCAGUGAUAUGUUGCUUGUUGUUCCCUUAUAGGAAGGUAUGUCUAACUCUAACGUGGGUUUCUUACCAGGAUGA
Linum tenue is the source of this 1855-nucleotide messenger RNA. Lineage: Eukaryota; Viridiplantae; Streptophyta; Magnoliopsida; Malpighiales; Linaceae. The record is from the annotation of a GenBank genome assembly.